Messenger RNA from Lucilia cuprina (Australian sheep blowfly), 1626 nucleotides. Its product is annotated as beta-hexosaminidase subunit beta-like. Gene Ontology annotation, biological process: ganglioside catabolic process; glycosaminoglycan metabolic process; carbohydrate metabolic process. Gene Ontology annotation, cellular component: membrane. The record is from RefSeq and is a predicted model, not a curated record. Gene Ontology annotation, molecular function: beta-N-acetylhexosaminidase activity. NCBI's taxonomy places the organism in Eukaryota, Metazoa, Arthropoda, Insecta, Diptera, Calliphoridae.
UCUUUCUUCUGUUAAAAAUAAAAUGCCUUUAAAAAGGUUAAUUAAUUGCUUUAUGUUUCAUUUAAUAGUACGCAUAACUUUAGUAAACGGCAAUGGUUAUAUAAGUUAUGGACCCGACAUUAAGGGAUCCGUUGGUGAGAUAUGGCCCAAACCUUUGUGGCAAAGUGAUACAGGUCGUUAUUAUGGUAUUGAUCCCAACAACUUUCAACUUGUGGCUGUCAACAAAAAUUGUAUGUUAAUGCAGGAAGCUCUACAACGUUACAGCGCAAUUAUAAGAAAUUCUGUGCGUGGUUAUAUAGGGGCUCCCCAAACUGUAGUUGUAGAGCACAUUCAACAGAUUCGAGUGAAUUUGACAAAGAAAUGUGAAACACUGCCUCACUUAAAUAUGGAUGAAUUUGUUUGGGGCGAUGGACGCGUUAUAGCCAAUUCGGUUUGGGGUAUUUUAAGAGGUUUAGAAACUCUAUCACAACUCUUGGUGCCCAUGCCUAAUGAUAUUCUACGAAUACCAGAGACAGAGAUUUAUGAUGCUCCUCGCUUCAAAUAUCGUGGGCUGAUGUUGGACUCUGCUCGUCAUUUCAUAAGCAAAUCGAAAAUUUUACAAUUGUUGCAAGGUAUGGAAUACAACAAGUUAAACGUGUUUCAUUGGCAUCUUACAGAUGAUUCAGCUUUUCCUUUUAUCUCAACAGUAUUUCCUGAACUGUCAAUUAUGGGCGCUUAUAGACCAGAAAUGACUUAUUCGGAAAACGAUGUAAGAGAUAUAGUGGAAUUUGCACGCAUAAGAGGUAUUCGGGUUGUUCCAGAACUCGAUACUCCUGCACACACGGCCUCAUGGGGAGCGUCACAUCCCAAAAUUAUGACAGAAUGUUUUGGAGAUUAUGCCGGUCAACUAGGACCUUUAAACCCAACAAAGGAUUCAACUUUUGAAUUUCUAUACGAAUUAUUCAGUGAAUUACUGUCAUUAUUUCCUGAUGAAUAUCUACACUUGGGUGUAGAUGAAAUCGAUUGGGCAUGUUGGGAAUCAAACCCCCAAAUACAAAGUUUUUUAGUCUCAAAGGGUCUAGAAAAUCUGGAUUUGCCCUUUAUGUAUCUUGAAAGACUUAUAAAAAAUAUUUUAAAUUUCAGGGUAUGACAAAACUUUUGGAUGGAAUGGCCUGUCGGCACUAUUGGGCAAGUCUGGUUUGAUUACAAGACAAAUGCCCCAUAUUUGACUUCUCACAACUACGACAUAAUACGUAGUCAAGAUUGGUAUUUGUAUUUAUUGGAUUCAGGUGGUGAUUGGGAAAAAUUCUAUUUAAUAGAGCCAACUGAUUUUGAAGGCACUAAGAAACAGAAGAAUCAUGUUUUGGGUGGUGAAGCUUGUUUAUGGUCUGAAUUUAUAAAUGAGCAUAAUGUAUUGUCCACCACAUUUCCCAGAGUUAGUGCUGUGGCUGAACUUUUGUGGUCAGAAAAAUCUCAUCGUGAUUCAGACGAAGCUACUCCGCGUAUAGAGGAACAUAAUUGCCGUAUGCUUUUUAGAGGUAUUGAUGCUAGACCAGCCAAUAGUUAUGGGCUGUGUUAGAAUUUAAAAAAUAAAAAAUCCGCAUUUUAAAACAAGUUGGAAAGUAUAGUCGGGCAUGGCCGACCAUA